Messenger RNA from Daldinia caldariorum, 1113 nucleotides. RefSeq names its product carbohydrate esterase family 3 protein. The transcript is spliced from 4 exons. Lineage: Eukaryota; Fungi; Ascomycota; Sordariomycetes; Xylariales; Hypoxylaceae. The record is from RefSeq and is a predicted model, not a curated record. Gene Ontology annotation, molecular function: phosphatidylcholine lysophospholipase A1 activity. Bases 296 to 1060 code for a protein of 254 amino acids.
AAAUCAUUGUCAAGAUCAUCCCCAGAUAUCUUCACCUGAAGGCCUACCUACCCCGCACGCAAAUCGCUUGCAGCCAAAUCGUUACUCCAGAUAAUAUGAAGAUUGUAUAUCACUACCUAUUUGGACAUUCGGGGGGCCUGCGGAUGUUCAACGUGGUGGUGAGAGCGUCGGUCUCAAACAUAAAGGGUCACUUAGCCAACUUCCCAAACUAAAGAUAAAAGACGACAUAAAAUUAUCUCUCAAGGCACAUAUCAUACCAUCCUUAUACGUACACCUCGCCGACCGGAUUGCAACUAUGAGACUCGGGAGGGUUUUACCAACAUGCUGCCUAAUAGGCACCGCAUGCUCUCAAUCAAAGUUUAAGAUUAUGCCGCUAGGAGACAGCAUAACGGAAAUAACCUGCUGGAGGGCGAAGCUGUGGAACAACCUGAAGGCGAGCAACCUAACGGACAAGAUCGAGUUCGUCGGCUCGGUGAAUAAUACCCAGAGCUGCGAUACGGCGGACGCAGAGUUCGCGACGCAGCACCACGAGGGCCACACGGGCUACCUGGCGAUCGACGUCGCGUACGACCAUAUCGACAAGUGGCUCGACGGCGCCAGGCCCGAUGUCGUUACGUUUAUGCUCGGCACGGAUGAUGUUGCGCGCGGGAGGAGGAUUGAGGAUGUGGUGGAGGCGUACUCGAAUAUGGUGCGCUCGAUGAGGAAGUACAAUGCGGGCGUGAGGGUUGUUGUAAGAUCCCGUCUCGUCCCGUCCCGUCAUACGUUUCUGCUUGCAUCAACAUCUACCCACGAUGAACAGGUCAACACCGUCGUCCCGCUACCAGCUAACAUGGCCCCCGUGGAGCGGCUCAACGACAUGAUACCGGACUGGGCGGCGGAGAUGAACACGACGGAGUCGCCGGUCUACGUCGACGAUAUAUACCCGUUUCCGAACGCGUUUCUGAAAGACGGUAUCCAUCCUAAUGAGCAGGGCGAGGACCGCAUUGCUGAGGGUUUGACGUCGCUCUUGACGUGGAUUGUUGGUGCGGAUUCGACGGGUGGUUCUGCUGCGUCUGGGUGAAUAGGGGGUGGGGUGGGGAGACGAUAGGAGCGCGAGUGGGAGGGAGUACCUAC